Anguilla anguilla (European eel) is the source of this 819-nucleotide messenger RNA. RefSeq names its product WEB family protein At4g27595, chloroplastic-like. Bases 1 to 819 code for a protein of 272 amino acids. The record is from RefSeq and is a predicted model, not a curated record. Lineage: Eukaryota; Metazoa; Chordata; Actinopteri; Anguilliformes; Anguillidae. The transcript is spliced from 7 exons.
AUGUCUGAGUACGAAGGAGAUUUUGAUUUUGAUCAUGGGAUUGUUGUGCCCUAUCGAUUCGAGCCGGAAUACACCGAAGAGCUGGAUAAUUUGCAGGCUGACCGGACUAAAAAGAAAGUAGCGAGACUUUCUGCGGAAAGAAAUGCUGCCGUAAAUGACAUUUUAGAUCUGCAGAAAAAGAAAGAAGACCUUGAAGACCAUUUUAAGAGGAUGAGGAACACCAUAACCUCCCUCAUGAUGGACUAUUGGCUUCUUAAAGAGUCAUGCAAGGCAUACGAAGCGAGAACUUUGGCUUCAGAGAAGAUGAAUCGUGGACUGAAGAUCAACCUAGAGAACAAGGUGAAAAACCUGGAAACAGAGGCAGAAAUCAUAAAAACCAGCCUGAAGAUGACUGCCAAACGGCUGCAGCAGAGCGAGGGCUUUCUACAGCAGAAACUUGCUCAGGAGAAGAUGCUUCAUCAGGUCUCAGAAGAAAAACGGAACUCGGAACGUAAAGCUUCUGAACAGACCACAAAGAAAAUGAACACAGACCACGAAAACCGAGAGAGUUCAUACAAGAACCAGAUUGAGGAACUCACAAAAAUUUCGACUGACAUGAAAACACUGCUACACUCUGCCAAAUUUGAAAAUGAGAUGCUGAAGGAAUCCAGCAAGGCCUUCCAGGCAAUGACCGUGAAUUCGGCUAAGGAAAUCCUGAGGGUCAAGACAAUCGUAGAAGAGGAGCGUAGCGCGCACCACAAAGAGAUGAACGCCCUCAAGACCCAGCUAAACAUGGUCACCAUUCAGGCGCAGGAAAAAGCGACCGCUCUACAGAAGUAA